CACUCACAAUUUCCAUAAAGUUUUUUCAAAUCAAAGAUGGCGGUGUGGAUACCGCUGUCUUCCAAAAUGUCACCCCCAACCUCUCUGUGUUGCACUUUACUACGGAGAGGGCAACAUUCCUCCAUAAAAGUGCUCAAAUCCGUAUUAUCGUGUCGUAGACGAGGUUAUGUUGUGGAAGCUCAGCGAGAGACGGUGACAAGUGGUGUCCUGGUUAGCCCACUGGAUCACUACAGUGGCCUCAUCCGUGACGGGACCCUGCGAGAGGACGAGCACCAGAGAGCAGUAAUGGUUAAGCUGGACCAGCUGCACAAAGCACUCCACGGGUACAACAACACACCCACGUCAAUCUUUCAAAAGUUUUUCACUAAACCGAAGAUUCCUAAGGGUUACUACAUCUACGGUGAUGUGGGCACAGGUAAAACCAUGGUUAUGGACAUGUUUUACUCACAUGUGGAGACGGAAAAGAAAAAGAGGGUUCACUUCCAUGGCUUCAUGUUGGAUGUACAUAAACGGAUCCAUCGACUUAAGCAGAGUUUACCGAAGAGGAAAGCAGGAAAGAUGGCCAAAUCUUAUGAUCCCAUCGCGCCAGUCGCCGAGGAAAUAAGUGAGGAAGCUUGUCUGCUGUGCUUUGAUGAGUUUCAGGUGACGGACAUCGCUGACGCGAUGAUCCUCAAACAGCUGUUUGAGAACCUGUUUCUCCAUGGUGUGGUCGUUGUAGCGACAUCCAAUCGCAUCCCUGAAGACUUGUAUAAAAACGGGUUGCAGAGGGUCAACUUUGUGCCUUUUAUUGCUGUGUUACAGAAAUACUGCCAAACUCUUCGUCUGGAUUCAGGGAUCGACUACCGCAAGAGGAACAGACCUUCCGCAGGGAAACUUUACUUUCUUUCCAGUGAGCCUAAUGCAGAAAAGACACUUGACGAUUUUUUUGACGAACUGGCCUUCAAGCAGAAUGACAUAACGCGGCCAAGGGUGCUAAACGUGCACAACAGGAAAGUGGGUCUGAACAAAGCAUGCGGCACUAUAUUGGACUGCACGUUUGAGGAGCUGUGUGACAGACCUCUCGGUGCUAGUGACUACCUGGAAAUCUCACGUCUGUUUGACACAGUCUUCAUCCGACACAUCCCACGCUUGACGCUCAACAAGAAAACGCAGGCCCGGCGACUAAUCACGCUGGUGGAUGCGCUCUAUGACCACAAGGUGCGUGUGGUGAUUCUUGCUGAUCACCCGCUGGAGGAGGUCUUUGUUCUGGAGGGCGACCACAGCCACGAUGAGAGUCACAUCUUAAUGGAUGACUUAGGACUGAAAAGAGAAGAGGCCAGCAGUCUGUCUAUCUUCAGUGGCGAAGAGGAGAUGUUCGCCUACCAGAGAACUGUUUCCAGACUCACGGAGAUGCAGAGUGAAGAAUACUGGCUGGAGGGAGACCGCAGCGCCAAGACCAAAGCCUAAUGUAGCUCCAUAUUUUUAUGUUUUUUUUUUUCAAAUCUCAAAUGCAAAUAAGAAAUUAUUUUAUAGGUGGGCAUACAAAUGUCCCCCCAAAAAUUGUGGUAAUACAUGUUCAUUUUUUACGUAACUUUUUUAGGGCCAUACUGUAAAGAAAAGAUUAAAAUGGUAAUCAUGCUAAAAUUAUAUGAAAAUUAAAUAGUGUUUUUUUGCGAAGGGUUAACCAAUUUACUUGAAAAUUACGACUAAAAUAUAAGACAUUUUCUCAGGAAAAUAUACUUAAAAUAUACUUAAAAUUUCAACGUUAUCAUAAUAUUAAUAAUAUAUUAGAUAAUAUGCACCUUUUUUCUGGGACAUAAUAUUUUAUUUUUGAAAUAUUUGGUCUUAUAGCUCAAAAAUAUGCAAUGCGCUAAGAUUUUGGGUAUCAAAAUACCCUUUUUAUUCCUAAAAUAGAUUACCUAAUUCCUCUAUUACAAAUAUGCUGUACAAGAUGAUUCACGUAUAUUACAUUACACUGGCCAACAAAAUAUAUUUUUUGUCAAUUUCUGUUGCAUAAUUUCUUUCACUGAUUCGAUACAAUUUUGGGUUGCUGAUUUAAAAUCUGCCAUAAUUUUUUCAUGUAUGUACACGCAAAAUAACUUUUCAGUCCUAACAUAGUUGUAUGCACUUUUCUGAAGCGUUGUCUUCUACGUAACCUUGUCAUAGUUGAUUGAUUUUGGCAAUAGAGCAGUACAGCACAUGUCACACUGUCCUUAUUAUUGGUUUCCAGUGUCAACUGUGGUCUAUAACAUGGCAUAAGAUGUUUUGCUACAUAUUGUGACUUUACGGCUAGUUUUUAAAUGCCGGCUAUACUGGACUGUCUCAGAAA
Messenger RNA from Corythoichthys intestinalis (scribbled pipefish), 2308 nucleotides. RefSeq names its product AFG1 like ATPase a (gene afg1la). The record is from RefSeq and is a predicted model, not a curated record. Gene Ontology annotation, cellular component: cytoplasm; mitochondrion. NCBI's taxonomy places the organism in Eukaryota, Metazoa, Chordata, Actinopteri, Syngnathiformes, Syngnathidae. The transcript is spliced from 13 exons. Gene Ontology annotation, molecular function: ATP binding; ATP hydrolysis activity. Bases 37 to 1446 code for a protein of 469 amino acids.